AUGAACAAAUAUUCCAUUCUUAGGUUGACAAUGCUGGUCUUGAUAGCCUCAUCAUUAAUCGGAGGAAUAUACUUUACCUUGAUAAAAAGUCAAAGGAGUAUUUCAUUGGAAAUAUUCAAGCCUAAAAAGAAGACUUUUGAAACUAUUGUCCAAAAGGAAGAAAUCAACAAUCAAACAAGAACCAUCAUUGUUGAAAAAGUUGUUGAGAAGGUUAUUGAAAAAGUAGUAGAGAAAAAAGCACAUGUUUGUGAUCUUAAUUUCCUCAUCAUCUCUGCUCCUAGAGCCAAUACGGGUUCCACAAGAUUUGCCUAUUUGGAGAGAACAGUUAAAAGUAUUGUCGAUUUACAAGGUGCUCUAUUAGAUAUUUGUGUCUUUGUAUUUAACACUGAUGGUGAAUCGGUAAGAGAGGAAAUUACUAAGGCUGCAAACGUCAGUGAAAAGGUUACUAUAUUUACACGAAAACACCAACAUAAUUUAUAUACAAAUGCUUUUCAUGACGCACCAAAAAAGAGGAAACAAUCCAAUGACUUUUACGACAUGAUCAAAACAUUUAAUGAUAUGCCAACAGAUGGUCCUGUUAUUUUGAUGGAGGAUGAUUUUGUAUUUUGUCCAAAUGCUCUCAGUCACAUCGUUUCUAUUUUUACAAAUGUUAAACAGAAGAAUUGGUCUGGAUUGAGAUUUUCAUUUGGAUUGAAUGGUGUAAUUGUGCUCAAAACUGAUUUGGUUGGAAUUUUAAAAUAUAUGGAAUUGAGUAGAAGUAGAUCAUUCCCAGUAGAUUGGUUAUUGGAAGAACUCUUCCACAAAACAGUUCCAUUCGGAAAGGAAUAUUUCAAAGAUAGAGUUUUCUACACUUAUAGAUAUCAAUUAAUGGAACACAUAGGUGUUGCAACCUCAGUUGGUAAUUAUAGAAGCGCUGAAUUCAAUAAUAUUGAUUUUCCUCAUUGUUAUGAAUCUCAAACGCAAUCAAGAUUGAUGAUUCCAUUCAAUAUGGCCCAAUGCCCGACGUCAUUAUUCUAUCCUUGUGAAGAAGAGCCUCCAAGAACAUCCAAUGAUUUUGCUCAUGAUACAAAAGAAGGUGAAAUACUUCCCCCAACCAAUACUCAUGGUAUAACUGAGCUCCACAAUCUAAAAGCAAUUCUCUGUGAAAAAGGAGAGAAUUGUGAUACUUGUUGCUCAAGGAAUAACGCAACUUGUGAUGGCCUAUUCUUCCCUUACAUCAAUAGGUGUGAUGAAAUGAGAAAACAUUAUCCUGAUUGUAAAUGUGCGUAUGAACUUGCUGAUGAAUCAAGAUCUCCAAACUUUGAUGGUGAGCUUUGUGUAAUCGGAAAUAGAAGAUCUCGUUUCAGAUGUGGAAAUUCAUAUAGAACUGAAAGAAGACUUUGUCCUUGUAAGCCUAAAUAA
Messenger RNA from Naegleria gruberi, 1401 nucleotides. RefSeq lists its product as uncharacterized. The transcript has a single exon. The record is from RefSeq and is a predicted model, not a curated record. Gene Ontology annotation, molecular function: alpha-1,6-mannosylglycoprotein 6-beta-N-acetylglucosaminyltransferase activity. Bases 1 to 1401 code for a protein of 466 amino acids. NCBI's taxonomy places the organism in Eukaryota, Heterolobosea, Eutetramitea, Acrasida, Naegleriidae. Gene Ontology annotation, biological process: protein N-linked glycosylation.